Molecule: messenger RNA, 492 nt
Organism: Guyanagaster necrorhizus
Lineage: Eukaryota; Fungi; Basidiomycota; Agaricomycetes; Agaricales; Physalacriaceae
Exons: 5
Coding region: 1-492 (163 amino acids)
Source: RefSeq, a predicted model, not a curated record
AUGCGAGGGCGCUGGCCAGGACCAAAGGCUGAGAGCUUGCAAUGGAAGGACGAUAUGAGAGGAACAUCUGUUCUGAGUGUGGAUGAGCGGUUGUAUGCCUGCCGUGCUCAACGCGUAGAAAGUCUUGAACGAGGGCUUGUUACACCAAUAAGAGCGAUGCAGAACCCUAAAGAUAUCAUAGGGACUAUUAGGAGAUCGCCUAUAGAAUCUUUGGACACAAAGCCACGUUACACGCGCAAUUCACAAGGCGGGCAAAUCAAUAAUAUUGACGGUUACAACUGCCUUUUUGGAGACAAGCCACUUUCAAUAAAUGUCUUGCUGCCCGCAUCAAUGGCGUUAUUUGAACAAUACAGAAAUAAACAUCCUUGCCAUAGAAGAGCCCUAGACGAGGGCCUCGAGGCACCUGAUGGGGCCCAAGGGGAGAUAUUUGAUGAUGACCGACGCGUCGAGGAAGCGGAGCGCGUCUUCUCUUCAGAUUUCGGUUCUAUGUAA